AUGGCAUUUCUCAGCCUCUUCAUUCUUCUUCUGCUUAUUCUACCAACAACCACCACCGCACAUGAUUACACUGACGCAUUAUCAAAAUCAAUCCUCUUCUUCGAAGGCCAGCGAUCAGGAUUCUUGCCUUACGACCAGAGACAAAAAUGGCGCGCUAACUCCGGUCUCGGUGACGGAUGGACUUACAACGUUGAUCUCACCGGCGGCUACUACGACGCCGGCGAUAACAUCAAAUUCAAUUUUCCUAUGGCGUUUACAACUACAAUGUUAUCCUGGAGUGUGAUUGAAUUCGGAGAUAACAUGCCUCCGAAUGAACUCAGAAACGCCUUAGUCGCAAUUCGUUGGAGUACUGAUUAUUUGCUUAAGACGGUUUCUCAGCCUAACCGCAUUUUCGUUCAGGUGGGUGAUCCAAAUUCAGACCACCUCUGUUGGGAGAGGCCAGAGGACAUGGACACUAGCAGGAGUGUGUAUGCUGUUGAUGCACCUAAUCCAGCUUCUGAUGUCGCUGGAGAAACCGCUGCUGCGCUUGCGGCUGCUUCCAUGGCGUUCCGUUCAUCAGAUCCCGGUUAUUCAGAGACAUUACUUAGAAAUGCUGUUAAUGCAUUUCAAUUUGCAGAUAGUUAUAGAGGUGCUUAUAGUGACAAUGCUGAUGUUAAGAAUGCUGUCUGCCCUUUUUAUUGCGAUUUUGACGGAUACCAGGACGAAUUGUUAUGGGGAGCUGCAUGGUUAAGAAGAGCUACACAAGGUGAAAAUUUCCUAAACUACAUUCAAAGCAAUGGUAAAACGCUUGGUGCUGAAGACAACAUAAAUGAGUUCGGUUGGGAAAAUAAGCAUGCUGGCCUCAAUGUUCUUGUCUCCAAGGAAGUACUAGAUGGAAAUGUAGAAUCUCUUGAAUCUUACAAGACUUCAGCAGAGAGUUUCCUCUGCACACUGAUACCCGAAACAUCGAGUUUGCAUAUUGAGUACACUCCUGGUGGACUCAUAUACAGACCAGGUGGAAGCAACUUACAACAUGCAACUUCAAUUGCUUUCCUUGAAUUAGUCUAUGCAAAUUACUUGUCCCGCACGUCGCAGACCAUAAAUUGUGGGAAUGUUCAAGUUAGUGCGCAAUCACUUCGCGAACGUGCUAAGAGACAAGUUGAUUACAUUUUAGGUGAUAAUCCAUUGGGUUUAUCUUACAUGGUUGGUUAUGGUAACAACUAUCCGCAACGUAUUCAUCACCGUGGAUCGUCUUUACCUUCUGUUAAUGAUCAUCCUCAAAAGAUUGAAUGCCACGAAGGGACAAUUUACUUCAACUCAACAAAUCCUAAUCCAAAUGUUCAUGUAGGAGCCAUUGUGGGAGGACCUGGAGAAGAUGAUGUUUAUGGGGAUGACAGGGCUGAUUAUAGAAAAUCUGAGCCAACCACAUAUAUCAAUGCACCAUUUGUUGGGGUUUUAGCAUAUUUUGCUGCUAAUCCUUAA
Lathyrus sativus (Indian pea) is the source of this 1461-nucleotide messenger RNA. The record is from the annotation of a GenBank genome assembly. Lineage: Eukaryota; Viridiplantae; Streptophyta; Magnoliopsida; Fabales; Fabaceae.